Kwoniella botswanensis is the source of this 1677-nucleotide messenger RNA. RefSeq lists its product as uncharacterized. The coding region runs from base 1 to 1677 and encodes 558 amino acids. The transcript has 7 exons. NCBI's taxonomy places the organism in Eukaryota, Fungi, Basidiomycota, Tremellomycetes, Tremellales, Cryptococcaceae. Gene Ontology annotation, biological process: attachment of GPI anchor to protein. The record is from RefSeq and is a predicted model, not a curated record. Gene Ontology annotation, cellular component: GPI-anchor transamidase complex; membrane.
AUGUUAUCAAGGAUACGGCGACGGAAUGCAGGUCCGCCUCCCGACACGAAAAGUGUCAACUUCACCUCGGAGCAUUUGACAGUAUCCAAGACAAUAGCGAGGCGGAAGAAAGUGUUGGGUUUGAUAUGGGACAAAAUCCCUCUCAUCCGCGCGGUAUUGGCCAUAGGGGGACUCUUGUGGCUACUUGCAAUCCCAUAUGAAGGAUUAUGGAAGGGGACGUAUGUAGAUGAACAUGCCUUACAGCCUGGUCAGGUGACAACAUACUUUGAUUGGGGCAACGUACAUAAAGCGGAUCUGUAUCUAGAUAGAUUGGAGAGAAUAGUGAAUGGUACAUUCGAAGAACGAUCAACAUAUCUACAAGAUACAUUCUCAUCAUCUGGUUUAUCUACAUCCAACACCUCCACGUCAACAUACGCUCACGUCAAACCACCUCGAUCGAAGGGUACGGAGAGUGUACUCGUUUCUGCGAACUGGAUAUCGAGGGAUGGAACACCGAAUCUGAGAGGGGUAGCUACGUUGUUAGCUAUGAGUGAUUUCUUGAAAGGUCAAAAUCACUGGGCAUUCAAUUUUAUCUUAGUAGUUGGAGAAGGGUAUAUGGAAGGUUUAGAAGGGUUCAUGAGAGAGUAUCCCACAUUGUUCAAUGGUGUGAUAUGGACAGGGUUGAACAUUGAUUAUCCGGGUCAUUCAUUCUCCCAUAUCGGACUAUUCUAUGAAGGGGUAAAUGGUAGAUUACCAAAUCAAGAUAUACUCAAUACCAUCUCACGAGUUGCCCAGUUCACUGGAGGUGUACCGACAAGAUACCACAAUAUACCUGAUGAAGUACCUUCAAUAGGUCCAGAAUGGUUCGGCAAAUACCUUCUGGCGUCUAAACAUCUAUUGAGUCAUUUCGGAUGUAUGAUAACUGGAAGAGCAAGUGCAGCUCAUGGGGUGUUAGCGAGACAUCGUAUCGACUCUCUCACCUUAUACUGUACCCCUUCCGAAGGUCCACACGGCUUCCACACCUUAGGACGCACUCUCGAAUCAUCCCUACGUUCCCUAAAUAACCUACUCGAACGUCUUCACGCCUCGUAUUUCUUCUAUUUACUUCCUAGACCUUGGAACUUCAUUCCUAUAGGUCAUUAUUUGCCUUCGGCAAUCUUACUUUCUGCAUCUAUCACUAUAGGUGGAUUCGAUAUUCCACUUCCAUUAGAAGGUCUAGUCUACGUUCUUCCUGGAUUUAUCGCAUCAUUCGUAUUUUGGAUUGCAUCCUGUCCUCCUAUUGUUUGGUAUUCAUUCAUGAUCAGUCCUCUGAUCUUGAAGCUACAGCGGCGGUUGAGAGGAAACGGCGGUAAUCAAAUCAAAGCAAGUAGAGAAUUACUUCGAUCUAUUAAAGGAUUAUUAAGAUUAUUGUACGGAAGUUUAAUAGCUACUUUAUCAAUGAUCAAUUUCCCUCAAUCAAUAUUCCUAGCUCUUAUCUCCCUUCUCUACCUCACGGAUUUUCCCAAAUCUAUCAAAUACUUGAUACUCGUGGUUAGCCAACCGGGUUUGGUAUUGUGGUUAUUGAAGUAUAGCUUGGAUGUUGAUUUGGACUUGGCGAAAGAUUGGUUGGAAUUGGGUAAUUUGACUUAUCCUCUUGGGGUAUAUGGGAUCUGGGGUUCACUGUGGAUCAAUUCUGUCUUACUGUUAAAAGACGAAUAG